UAAUCUUGAAUCUUCUAACAAAAACCCUUGAGCGACAACACUUCUUUGAGCCCUUUCACCGCAACUUUCUCACCAAAAUCAAUCUGUAUAACGAUUUGGAGCUGUUCUAGAAAUUUGAUUGUGUCAAUGGCGGGAGGCGCAUCUGCUGCCAACUCCACGAACAGCGUUCGGAUCGUUGUUGCCGGUGAUCGUGGCACCGGUAAGUCCAGCUUGAUUAUCACUGCUGCCGCGGAGGCUUUUCCUGCAAAUGUUCCUCCGGUGUUGCCCCCUACCAGGUUGCCGGAAGAUAUGUUCCCUGAUCGUGUCCCCGUUACAGUCAUUGAUACGUCGUCCAGUUUGGAGAAUAGAGGCAAACUUGCUGAUGAACUGAAGAGAGCUGAUGCUGUUGUCCUUACCUAUGCUUGUGAUCAGCCUGCUACACUUGAUCGAUUGAGUACUUUCUGGCUUCCUGAACUUCGAAGAUUAGAGGUUAAAGUUCCUGUGAUAGUAGCAGGUUGUAAGUUGGAUCUAAGGGAUGAACAACAACCAGUUAGUUUGGAGCAAGUGAUGUCACCCAUCAUGCAACAGUUUCGUGAGAUUGAAACAUGUAUCGAAUGUUCAGCCUACAAACAUAUUCAAAUCCCAGAGGUUUUCUACUACGCCCAGAAAGCCGUUCUUCAUCCAACUGCUCCACUAUUUGAUCAAGAAGCACAAACUUUGAAACCACGAUGUGUUAGGGCUUUAAAAAGAAUAUUUAUUCUUUGUGAUAAUGAUAGAGAUGGAGCUUUAAGUGAUGCAGAGUUGAAUGAUUUUCAGGUGAAAUGUUUUAAUGCACCAUUGCAACCUUCAGAAAUAGUGGGUGUAAAAAGAGUAGUACAAGAGAAGCUUCCGGAAGGAGUUAAUGAAAAUGGGCUUACCUUAACAGGCUUCCUUUUCCUUCAUGCAUUAUUUAUUGAAAAAGGUCGAUUAGAGACAACAUGGACUGUUUUAAGAAAAUUUGGUUACAAUAAUGAUAUAAGACUUUCCGAUGAUCAGCUUCUCCCUCCAAUUAAAAGAACCCCUGAUCAGAGUGUGGAGCUGACGAGUGAAGCUUUGGAAUUUUUGAAAGGAGUUUUUACCUUGUUUGACAUCGAUGGUGAUGGGGCACUUAAUGCACAUGAGCUAGAGGAUGUUUUUUCUACUGCACCAGAAAGUCCUUGGAGUGAAGCUCCAUUUGCAGUUGCAGCUGAGAGAAAUGCAUUGGGAGGGUUAUCACUCGAUGGGUUUUUAUCAAAGUGGGCUCUUAUGACAUUUCUAAACCCUGUUAUCAGUGUUGAGAACCUCAUAUACAUUGGAUAUUCUGGUGAUCCUUCUUCUGCAGUCAAACUUACCCAAAGAAGAAGAGUUGACCGCAAGAAGCAACAGACAGACAGAAGUGUUUUCCAGUGCUUUGUUUUUGGACCAAAAGAGGCCGGAAAAUCUACAUUGUUGCAUGCUUUUGUUGGAAGACCGUUUACUGACGUUUAUACUCCAACUCCAGCCACCGAGGAACGCUAUACUGUUAAUAUUGUUGAUCAGCCGGAUGGAACUAGAAAAACAUUGAUUUUGCGAGAGAUACCCGAAGAUGCAGUUGGAAAGUUGCUGAUUCAUAAAGAUGCUUUGGCAGCCUGUGACAUAGCAGUUUUUGUUCAUGACAGUUCAAGCGAGGCAUCAUGGACAAAAGCAACAGAGUUGCUUGUUCAAGUAGCCAGCCAUGGGGAAUCUACAGGGUACGAGGUUCCUUGUCUUAUUGUUGCAGCUAAGGAUGACCUGGAACCUUAUCCAACCGCAAUACAAGAUUCAACAAGGGUGAGCCAAGAUAUGGGAAUAGAGGCUCCUAUACCUAUAAGCACAAGAUUGGGAGACUUUAAUAAUGUAUACAGGAGAAUUGUGAGAGCAGCUGAACAUCCUCAUUUGAGCAUUCCAGAAACUGAAGCUGGGAAAACUCGAAAACAUUAUCACAGGCUUCUUAAUCGUUCCCUUAUGGUUGUUUCAGUGGGAGCUGCGGUUGGAAUAGUUGGGCUAGCUGCAUACCGGGUUUAUGCUACAAGGAAGAAUGCUUCGGGUUAGAGGAAAUGAUGCUCACUACAACACAUAAAGGACUGUUCAACUCGUACUCUAGAAGUUUAAAUCACAAUACUGACUUUGGAUUUGAGUUUGUGUGUGUUUUUUUUAAUAUAUAUUUUUAUAUAUUUCUGUUUUCAUAGAUGUGUAAAGAAUGUGAUGGUAGAUCUGUUUGUGACUUGUUGAGAUGG
Lactuca virosa is the source of this 2252-nucleotide messenger RNA. The record is from the annotation of a GenBank genome assembly. Lineage: Eukaryota; Viridiplantae; Streptophyta; Magnoliopsida; Asterales; Asteraceae.